Messenger RNA from Haliotis rubra (blacklip abalone), 19883 nucleotides. RefSeq lists its product as uncharacterized. Gene Ontology annotation, molecular function: heme binding; peroxidase activity; lipid carrier activity. Gene Ontology annotation, biological process: response to oxidative stress; lipid transport. Lineage: Eukaryota; Metazoa; Mollusca; Gastropoda; Lepetellida; Haliotidae. The record is from RefSeq and is a predicted model, not a curated record.
CCUCGCUCAAGAAUAGAGCACUGUAUCGCAUUUGGAAAAAGAAUACAUUCUACAAAAUGUCUGGAAAUCAUUUUCCGGCACUUUGUGGAAUAUUUGUUAUACUGACAUGUGUUUCUUCAAGUUUUAUUAACUUUGAACCGGGAUUUGAGUACCAGUACAAGUAUGAUUCCAACGCAAAUGUGAAAAAUCUUGGAGAUUUUCAAGUAUUAGCCAAGGUCGGCUACAUCAACGUCGGUGACAGCGGCAACGGACAAGAGAUCUACGUGAAGGUGUAUGCUCUGCAGCUGAAGACCAAACACUCACAAGAUACCAUUGGCCAUCAUUUGGACUUCUCGAAAUGGUUCUCGUUUGUGAUCACGUCCCGUGGCGAGAUUCUCCAUGUCUACCACCCUCCUGACGACGACGACGAAGCUGUUGCAAUGAAGAAAGGAGCCGCCGCCAUGUUCGCGUCUCGUCUACACCACGCCACUGAGGGUCAUGUCCAUGCAACUGACGACGGCUGGGGUUAUCACGUGAGAGAAACUGGACAUGAGGGUCCUCACAACGCCACCUACUCUGUGCGGCCAACUCACACAGGUCACGUGUUCACCAAGACGAGAUAUCCGGGUCACCACCCCGUCACGCACGCAACAUCAGAUUAUACCAAGACGCUGUAUUACGACACUGCCCUUGGAACAAUGCACACCAUUCAAGUAGAGGAGAAGUUCCGGGUUAUGCAUAAGACUGCAGAAGGAUAUGACCCGUAUGAAAACAGUCGUCCCGUCAAGGCGGUCAACAACUUCACAGAAAUGGAAUUACCCGAGAUGUCAGCACAAGGUUCAGGAAAGCUGGUGUUCCUCAGCAAACACAAGGUUGUCAGUAUUCCCAGCAAACCAAAGACAGGCAUCAGUACGGCGUCCAUUCAUAUCAAAGAGGUGAAGCGCAAGAAGACAGCAGUCAAUGUGACGGAGUACCUGCAGUAUGUGAAGGGGAACCUCACCUGCAUGCGAAACGAGCCAGAUAAAGGUUCGAAGAAGUUGGACAAAUGCUUCACUGAACUUGUUAACGUUCUCCGGGACUUACCUGACAAACAGCUGACUCUCCUUGCCAAACGCUACCUAACCGACAGGCCGAGACUGACUAAGACCUUCAAGGACCAGAACCACAUGUUUGAUGCUAUCGCUGGUCUGACCACAGACCUGUCUCAGCAGCUCCUGCUGGACCUUGUCCUUAACAGAUCCAGACCCGACUCCUCCCUGGUGAUGAGACUCAUGUUCCACAUCGUCUCCUUUGAUGAACCACCAAUAGACGGUAUCAUCACAAAACUGAAGAGCCUGUGUUUUGAGCGCGAGAAGGCCCCUGUGACUUUACAAGAACACAAAACAUAUCACAGGAUGGUGCUGGCGUUGGGAGCGGUUGCUAGGCGACUAUUAGACGCUGGGAGGAAGGAGGAGGCGGUUGAUAUUGUCAUGAAGUUUGAGGGAUGGCUUGGAUUACAUGAUCCCUGGCUUUACCGCACGAAACGAUCUACUAUGACAGAAAUUGAAGUCCUUAAUGACGACCGCUGGAGAGUUAUUUUACUGGGAUCUCUGGGUAAUGCCGGUCUCGACCAAUCAUUUGAGAUGAUUGUGUCACAUGUCAACACAACCAACUCUCAGUGGGUGAAGCGGGCUGGGAUACACGCCUUAAGGAAGUACCAACAUGAAGGGGCAGCACAUCUGAUGUUAAGGACAGCCCUGUACGAUGACGACGAGAAGGUCCGAUAUGAAGCCCUCCUACAAUACCAGGCUCACCCAAAAGCAGCAAAUAUAGCUCCCAUGUACAGAGAAGAAGGUCCCAUGAAUGGAUCCAUUUUUCACGUGGAUCCUCGCUAUGUUGGCAAACGGGACAUUGAAGUACACCAUCGACGUAAAAGGGACAUCGGUAAGCUCGAGUUCAUACUGGCCUCACCGAGCGUAGACUGGAAGAAGAUGAUUGGAACCACAACACUUGGAGCUUCCUUUGGACUCCUCAUCAACAACGCUUUAGACUUCAAGAUAGCACCUUUGAGUGGACACAUGAAAAUUAACAUCCACGAUGAAGCCUACGCCCGCAUCCACCUUGGUUUCAUGGGCAAGAAUCUGGAAUUCUUUCUGGCGAGGAUCUGCUUCAAGGGAGGAGCUUCUUACAACCUGAACAUGCUGCAGGAGUAUGGCGUGGACAACCUCCAGAAACUGGUGGAACUCUACGACGCUAUCAAGGGUGAUGCUGCUGGUGCUAUAGGGAAAGGUCUGGAUCUCUUCAAGAGCAUCAUCGAUGGGGAGUUCUCGCUUACUGACAUGAUAGAAGGUUUCAGGACGGCGCUUGAGGAGCUUCCAGAUAAGGUUGUGAGUGUUGGAAAGAAGGCAUCAGAUGCUAUGACGGUCCUUGGUCAGCUGGACGAGAAACAGUUGCCUCCCUUUGCUAAACCUGCCAGGGACCUUGUGUUGAAAAUCACAAAUCUUUACAAGGAAGUCAAGUCAUCGGUCCUCAGCUUUUACAAUCAACUGAUGGAGACAGUGACGAUUAUAAUACCCAGGGCAGGGAAGAUGAUCUAUAAGGCUAUCAAGGCUAUCAUUGACAGCUUCAGGACGUUCAACAAAGACCCCAAACUGGCUAUUUCUACUGUCGCUGGCAACGUCAUUACUAUUGGCCUAGAAGUAAAUAAUCUGGUUGACGUCAUUAACAAGGCCAAAAAACCCCUCGAAAAUCCUCCUGACUGGAUGGACCUAGGUUCGAAGGUGGUUGAGAUAGUGGAGGCAGGGGUUAAAGCAAAGACGGCGCUGCUGGGAGGUGGGGAGAAAUGGAUCAAGGAGGUUGCGAAGGGGAGGAAGGACCCUGUAGCGGAGUUUUCCAAGGGGAAGAGUAACAUGACUGCGAUGAGACAGGAUGUGGUGGCAAUGCUGAAGGACAUUGUUGAUGAUGUUCUGGCUCCUCUUGAACCUCUAAAAAAACUGGGAAUGAAGUUCGUGGACACUUUCCAGAAGGUGUUUGAUCUCGUCAAAACCGUGAAGGAAGCUUACAACAUUCUGAAGGAAGGAUACCGAACGGCCCGCUCUCUUAUCGACCGUGUUUUCGGACCCAAAUGUCACAAGGAGUUCCCCCGAACCCUCCGACUCGCUGGGGGUGGAUGCAAUGGACAGGGCAGCUACCCCUCUGAACUGAAGGAUAGAGAUGAAUACGAGCAUGAAGGAAUAGAUGUGACAAUAUCUCCUGGCAAAGAGAUUGUGGCUCCGUUUGCUGGAAACAUCAUGCUGUCUGACAAAUCUCAUGAGGUCAUCAUCAUCCCGAAUGCAGGAUCUCUUAAGGAAACGGAGGUCAUCAUCACGAACAUCGACCCUGACAGCUCCUUAAGCAUCCAACGUCCAGGUGACUCUACAUAUGUGGACAAUCCAGUGAGUGCUGGACAGAAGAUAGGCGUGGCGGCCAACUCUCCGUGUGGGGGUAACGAACACAUUCAUUUCUCCCUGAGACGGAAGGGCGGCUAUGUGGAUCCUACACGCUACCUGGAAGCCAGGAUACCGAAGAUUCCUGAGUGGGUGCAAGAAUGUGACGACUACAAGGUGGUGUUUAAGUUUGAGACUAUAGCCGAAAACUGCAUCAUCUGUCUGGACGGUAAAGACAACAAUGACACCAGUCCAGAGAGAAAAGGAGAGGAAGUUGACAAGCCAGAGGACGUUGAUUCCUCAAAAGAUCCUUCCUCAGUUGCCGACGCAGAAAAUAAAAAGCCCGAUUCUAUGUUCCGAAGGAUGCAGUCUCGAAAACCACAGAUAAAAGAAAAGGCGAAGAAAACAAAAGAUGGUGCUCUGGCAACCCUUUUCGAGAAAGCUGGUGCCUUUAUGAAGAAGUUCUCCAUCCGUAACCUGAAAAUGGGGACUAUCUUGGAUCUUCUUGAGAUUCUCGGCCUUGACGAGAGUCAAGAGAAGAUGGCAGAGGUCAUAAGAACAAUCAAGGAGAUGAUUAGCAACAAGCCGUGCUUCAACCCUUACCAGAUGACGGAUGACCAGCUGAGGACGGAGCUGACCGAGAGGGGGAUGAGGGCAGAGGGGACUCGGGAAAACAUGAUCAACUCCCUCACCACGCCAUCAAACACCUGUCCGCUCAUGAAAAUCUCGAUGCCCAACAACAUCUACUGUACAUUUGACGACAAAUGUCUUGGACUGGAAUGCUGUGUACAUUUCAACCUCUUCAUGUUCAGAAAGACAUAUAAGAUGUUUGCGAGGUUUGACCCAUGUGACUUGAAAUUUUCUGUCGGUGCUGGGAAGUUCAACACGUCCAUUGGAAUUGAAGGUGACCUGAAGGAUAUAUAUGCAGGUUUGGAAAAGACUAUUCCGACUAAUGUGAAACUGGACAUACUGGGAGGAAUAGAGCUACUCAUCAGAGUGAAGUUGGAGAAAGAUGACACGGCUGCUCUUAUCACAGUGGCCGCCGGCUUCUGUUCCCAGGACGACCACGACAACUGCAUCGCAUUCUUCAACAUCCUGGACGAGUUUCCAACACCUCUACCUAUAUGUCACCCAGAUGGCUCAAUAACCUGGCCAGACGUUGACUACAGGAGUUUGUUAGAUAAGGAAUCAAUCAGGAGACGAAUUCGGGAAAGUGCGAAAACGUUUGCAAAGGAUACCAUAAAGAAAGGCAUAGAAGAACUACUUGGUGUAAUCCCGUGUAUAUCACCCGAUGCUCCUGGCAAGACGGAUCCCUGUCCCAGACCCGAGGCCCUGACUCGGGAUAUCCUCAAACAGAAGUUACAACAGCGAGGACUGCAGAUCACAGGCACGAGAGACGAACUGGAACAGAGGCUUACGGUUGGACACAGAACUUGCAGACUGAUGAACAGGACAGUGACCCUCCCAACAAUUAAGAACGACAAUAUAAACAAGAUCGUGUACAUGGAGAUAGCCCCGGACUGUCUGCGGUUUGAUGCAUGUGUUGAUAUUAGGAUUAAGAAGCUGAAUUUCAACAAGGCUGUCAACGCUUACAUACAACUAGACCCGUGUAAAUUCACAAUGACCGUCAACUUUGAGGACUGCACUGAGACAGUUAUCCUCCUGGGAUACGACUGGGGGAAAGAGAAGACCGCAAGAUUGAAUGAUUGGGUCUCCAUAAGGUACACCAUUGACAGGAGUGAGGCAAGGAAGGUGUUCGUGGUUGACAUGGGUUUACAAAUCAGUCUUGGAGCGUCGGAACCGAUUCUGAAUGCCUUGUUGAUCGAAAAACUGGAUGUACCAAUACCUGUUUGUAAUGAAAACUUCUCUUUUCCGGGAAACGGAUCUCUGAAUAGCCUUGCAAAACAAAUGGGAGGAAAGCUAAUCAGAGAGGUGGUAGAUGUGGUGUUUCGAAAACUCGGACUGGAUAAGAUUCUGAUAGACGGAGGCUGUACAGCAUUAACGCCCCAGCCAGAUUGCCCUUGGACACUUCCAAACUACAAGCAUCUUCUACCCGCCAGUUUCCAGCACAACGUCAACUGUGAACUGCCGGACAACUGUUUCGGUAUAGAAUGUUGUGUGGACUUCUCGUUUGACAUCCCGCUGUUUGAGAACCCCCUCGUCAAACACGUCCCCUUCUUCCUGAAGUUUGAACCGUGUAACUUCAAUGUGGAGGUCGGCUUUGGGAGCUACUACCACAAGGAAAGGCUGUUGACAUACAACUGGGGAACUGAAAAUCAACUGCACAUUGGCAAUGGUAACCCAUCACCAGUAAUCAUCAAGUUCACGAUCUCCAAGUAUCCCAAAGGCUUCCUCGUUGACCUGAGUGUCCACACAUGCAUCCCUAUCGAUGGUGACAGUUUCUGUACAUUUUUCUAUUCCAGGUUCACGAUCUCCAAGUAUCCCAAAGGCUUCCUCGUUGACCUGAGUGUCCACACAUGCAUCCCUAUCGAUGGUGACAGUUUCUGUAUAUUUUUCUAUUCCAUGUUCACGAUCUCCAAGUAUCCCAAAGGCUUCCUUGUUGACCUGAGUGUCAACACAUGUAUUCCUAUCGAUGGUGACAGUUUCUGUACAUUUUUCUAUUCCAGGUUCACGAUCUCCAAGUAUCCCAAAGGCUUCCUUGUUGACCUGAGUGUCCACACAUGUAUUCCUAUCGAUGGUGACAGUUUCUGUACAUUUUUCUAUUCCAGGUUCACGAUCUCCAAGUAUCCCAAAGGCUUCCUUGUUGACCUGAGUGUCCACACAUGUAUCCCUAUCGAUGGUGACAGUUUCUGUACAUUUUUCUAUUCCAGGUUCACGAUCUCCAAGUAUCCCAAAGGCUUCCUUGUUGACCUGAGUGUCCACACAUGUAUCCCUAUCGAUGGUGACAGUUUCUGUACAUUUUUCUAUUCCAGGUUCACGAUCUCCAAGUUCACGAUCUCCAAGUAUCCCAAAGGCUUCCUUGUUGACCUGAGUGUCCACACAUGUAUCCCUAUCGAUGGUGACAGUUUCUGUUACCCAGAAGGAGGAAUGACGCUGAUGAAUCAGGAGAAGAUACCCGCCUGUGAUGCUAAUGCUCUGGUGGAGUUCACAAAACAAACGGCUGCCAGGUUAUUAUUAGACAAGUUUGGCAUCUCUGAAUUCCUGCUGGAUGACAGAUGUGAUGUUUCUAGAACACCAUACAAGCCAAGUGUUUACGGGUGGAGGAAUGAAUGCCCGAAGAGUAUUGGCAAGCUGCCCAAUCUUCCCAGCGGUCUGUACUGCCACCUAGCGGACACGUGCACCAAGAUAAACUGUUGUUUCCAUGUCCCCUUCCUGGAGAUGUCCUUCAACGCCGUCCUCAACGUCGAUAUGUGCGACUACGUCAUUUAUGCCGCCAUUGAGAACAAAACCAGGACGCUUGGAAUGUUAGGGAAUGGUAUUGACCUCGAUGCUGGUACAUCACUGACGCUAGAUAUCGCGGAUGUCUUCCAGAUGAAAUUUGGUUUGAAAAAGAAAGACAAGGUUCUACUACUUGACCUUGACAUUGAGGUUUGUUUCGAGAAGGAUUCCUGCCUUGUUUCCUCGCCCAUUAUGAAGGGAACUGAAGUUCCACAACUUGUGUGCGACCUUGAUGCCAGCUGGACCCUGAAAAAUUUCAGUAUAUCGGACUGGGCCAAGGCAAGGGGACAGGAUUUGACCAAGGGACUCGCACGGACAGCUGUGAACCUUCUGUUGGAGCAACUGGGUAUCAAAGACAAGAUGCUGGAUCCGCCAUGUAACCGGAGCAGUCUCAAGUACCAGCCAGCUGAUGCAGGCAACUGGAAGAAUGAUUGCGACUUGAGCGGCAGCGCUAUCUCCCUCCCACCAAUAACUCUUCCGGCCAACUGCCACAUCAAUGACAAAUGUUUGGGUAUAGACUGUUGUCUCCACAGCAACGUCCUUGAUCUGUCUCUUCACACGGCCUUCAACAUUGACCUCUGUAACUACUUCAUUGAAGGCUCCAUUGAGAAGUUCAGCUUUAAGCAUAACAUACUCAACUAUAACUGGGGAAAAGAAGAAGUAAUUACGUUUGAUGGUGUUCCUGUUCUCAAAUUGAAGUUCAAGAUUGACCGGCUUCUGUCCCAGCAAGUGUUUAUUGUGGACCUGUCUCUGAGUCUGUGUCUGGAGGGAGAUGACUGUGAGCUGGACCUGAAGGUGCUGAAUCAGACACGACUUCCGAUGCCAGGAUGUGCCAAGUUCAAGGGAUUCAAGCUUCAAAAUUUCUCACUGGGGAACUGGCUGAGAGAAAAGGGCGGUGAGAUCACAGCUCAGCUGUCAGCAGUCCUGAUGGAAGAGCUCGGUAUUAAACAGCUCCUGCUGGACGCACAGUGUCAGGACUACCUGGAACCUUACAGAGGUGCUAUGAGUGGAUGGAACAACGCUUGUCCUGAAAACAUUACGAUACCAGUACUACCUCAGAACGUCUUCUGUCACUUGACUGACUACUGCACCGGGGUCACGUGUUGUGUCAAAGUGCCACAGGUCAAACGGAACUUCAAUGCCUACCUCUUCCUGGACUCCUGUAACUACAAUAUGAGAGUCGGCAUUGAGAAGCUGGAGUUCAGUCACACACUGUUUAACUACACGUGGGUUGUACACUGUAACUACAAUAUGAGAGUCGGCAUUGAGAAGCUGGAGUUCAGUCACACACUGUUUAACUACACAUGGGGUGAAACAGAAGUUAUCGAUCUUGGAGGACUGGUACGAAUUGAAUAUACCAUCAGCUCUAGUCAGAAGAGGUUCCUGGUGAACCUGAGCCUUAAGGUGUGUCUGACUGCUGGAGAGGCUUGUCAGUUUACCUUCCCUGUGUUCACAGACAUGAUCAUCCCUAAACCAUUCUGUGACUGGGAGGCCACCAAGCAGCUACAAAAUUUCUCCCUUAGAGAGUUUGUGACAUCGCAAGGUGGUGCACUGACAGACAGACUGGCUGAUACACUGGUGGACAAGCUGAUGGAGACUCUUGGUGUAUCCGGCUAUCUUCUGGACCCGCAGUGUUCCAUGAGUGGUCGGGGCACGAAUGGCUGGAGCUCAGAUUGCCCCAGACCGGUUUCACUGCCAACACUACCCGACUCUCUGUCCUGCAGUCUUCCCGACCACUGUACUGGAAUAGACUGUUGCCUCAAUGUGCCUCUCAUCAGUCGGAAUGUCCACUUCAAGGUCGACUUGGACAUGUGCAAAAUGACCCUUACAUUGGCCAUAGAGAAGCUUGAGUUUAGCAGACUGCUCUUCAACUACCAAUGGGGGACGCCAGACAGUUUCAAUCUGAAGGGGAUAUUCCGGGCAGAUUACGUCAUCGACAAUCUGGAGGGAGAGAAACAGUUUCUUGUAAGUCUCAACAUCAGUGCCUGCUUCGAGGCUGGAGGGAAGUGUCUGGUUACCCUACCAGUGUUAAACCAAGCCAGGUUCCCCAACCCUGGAUGCGACUGGAACUCAACGCUGUCCCUCAAAGGCUUCUCCCUGAAGAACUGGCUGAAUGAUCAUAAUCUGAACAUCGGACAAGCCUUGACCUCAGUAUUCCGGUUCCAACUAUCUCUAGCUCUGGGCAUCUCUGAGUACCUUCUGGAUCCCAUGUGCGACAGGCAGAGGGGGAUAUACAAGCCGGGAUGGAAUAAUGCGUGUCCAAAACCAAUGACCCUACCAAGCCUCCCGAGCAGCCUGUCGUGUCAUAUCCCCGACUACUGCACUGGACUGGACUGCUGUGUGGAUGUGGUCAGUCUGGGGAUGUCCUUCAACUUCAAGAUCCUCCUGGACACACGGAACCUUGUCCUGACUGUCAGCAUCGAGAAGCUCACCUUCCAGACAUCAUUGUUCAACUACAAGUGGGGAGAAUGGGAAAAUUUCAACCUUAAUGGCGUCGUUAGGUUAAGUUUCAAGAUUGAUGACCUUGUACAUGCUUGGAAGUACCUGAUGAGUCUGAAACUCUCGCUGUGCUUUGAAGCAGACUCUCCCUGUGCUCUCAGCCUUCCUGUCCUCACAGAUAUCAGCUUCCCCAAACUAGUGUGGAACUGGGAUAAUCCUUUCUCCGCGAUUGACAACGGCUUCUCUUUGAAGAACUGGCUUUCUGAUUUGAAGCUUCCGUCUGGUAAGAGACUCGCCAGCUUAGCUGUGUCGAAACUCUUGGACAGACUUGGGAUUGCGGACUACUUGACAAACCCCCAGUGUAACAAGAGCCUACCACCUGGAGCAGUUGGCGGUUGGAAAAAAGAUUGCCCUGCAAGUCUCACCCUGCCAACACUACCAGACUCCGUCACCUGUCAUCUGUCAGACCCGUGUGGCUCCAUACAGUGUUGUAUUGACGUGGACUUUAUCGGGAGAUCCUUCAACGUCCAGGUUGGAAUAGACCCGUGCACCUACACCUUCACCAUGGGCAUAGAGAAGCUGGUCUUCACCAGGAUCUUAUCCAACUACAAAUGGGGAACUCUGGAACACUUCAGCUUAAAGAACGUGGUCCGUGUAGAUUUCAUGCUCGAUGACCUGUUCGGGGAAAAGAAGUUCCUGAUCAACCUCAACAUCAGUGUCUGUUUCGAGGAGGAUUCUUGUAUGAUUUCCUUCCCAGCUCUGAAGAAUGUAAAGAUUCCCAAGUUGAUAUGUGACUGGGACAGUACAGCUGCUCUUGCAGAUUUCUCUCUGUCUGGCUUCCUGUCCGAGAUGAAGUCUAAUGGGUCUGCGAGUCUUACUUCAGUCAUCGCAGCCAAACUGUUUGAGAGGCUGGAAAUAGCUGGAUAUCUGAAGACAGCACAGUGUCAAAAUACAAGUAGUCCUUAUGUACCUACAAUCAAUGGAUGGAACAACGAGUGUCCAGUUCAUGGGCUUGACCAGUAUCUCCCAAACCUCCCUGAUUCCAUGGCAUGUCACAUCCCCGACAUCUGUACCGCCGUUGACUGCUGCAUCUACAUCGACUUCCUGUCACGUGCCUUCAACGUCUUCGUGACAGUGGACAUGUGCACCUAUCAGUUGACGGUGGGCGUGGAAAAUCUGGUCUACAAACGGAUGUUGUUCGACUAUCAGUGGGGCACAGAAGAACAUUUUUAUGUAAAAGGUGUCAUUCGAGUUGAUUACACCAUCAACCGACUUAUGUCUGAGAAGAAACUGGAGGUGACUGCAGCUGUCAGUGUGUGUCUGAAACAAAACGAGUGUCUGUUCUCCAAAACCUUCCUUGACAAGGCCAAGAUACCACAACCCCUGUGUGACUGGGAGGCCAGGCUGCAACAGAGAAAUUUCUCAUUGUCCAACUGGGCAUCAGGCAAGGGUCUGUCCUCCACCGUGUCGACUCUCUCGGAAACACUCAUAUCUCAGCUCAUGGAUGAUCUCGGGGUGUCUCAGUACCUCGUCAGUUCGGCCUGUGAUCAGUCAGCAAGUCCAUAUUCCCCUGCUGGGAUAAACAACUGGAAUAAUGAAUGCAGCAGCCGAGCCAUACCAUUCCUACCCGAGUCUGUGCGAUGUCACCUGACCUCCAACUGUUCCACUGUAGACUGUUGUGUCGAUGUUCGACUCAUCAAGAGGACAAUCCAAGCCAAGUUUGAUGUGGAUGUUUCAUCAAGAUGUGUUUUGAAGACAACACGUGUGUGCUUGAAGUCCCAGUCUUCUCGCAAUCAGAGCUGGCGUAUUCCCCAUGUAACCCGAGUCUACCGGUGCCGUUUGAUGGUGUCUCCUUUGAUUUCUGGAAGUCUAAAAAAAUGUGCUCUACAAACUUCCGCUUGUCUGGCAUCCCUCCCCACGGCUAUCUCGAGCACCUGCCGCCUGACUGACAACUGCAUGGGCAUAACGUGUUGUGUGGACGUCGACCUGAAGUACCUCGGCAUCUACUCCAUCACUGCCGGCAUCGAGGUUGACCACUGCAAUGACCAGCUUGUGUAUCAUAUAGAGAACAAAGAGUGGUCAAAGAAGCUUCAGGUUGUGGAAUAUGACAAGAACCACACUGUGUUAGUUGGCAACGCCAUCACCGUGAGCUACGUGAUCAGCAAAACCGCGUCCUCCUAUGAAGUGUCCUUCCACGUCAAGCUCUGUGUCAUGAACGUACACGACCUCAUCAACAAGUGCUACUACUACAAACUCCUAGAUGAAAAGGUGUUCCAGAUGCCGUCUUCUUGUUCACCUGUUGGACGAAGAAGGAAAAGAAGUCCUUUAGACCUAAUACAUACAGGCGAUGCCAAACGGAUCCUUAAUGAUGCUAUGAACCAGAACUUUACAAAUGAAGAAAUCAAGGAUCUUUUUGAAAGACUGAAGACUGAAGCAAAGAGGGACAACUCACUGAUGUUCACCCGCACAGAUGAUGAUGGCACAGCCACCAACACUAAGAGUGCCAUCAGAAAGAUGGGUAUGGCCAACCCAGGAACCAUUCUGUACUCAGGGGAGGUCGGCAGAGGGAACGUGGUACUCGGCAUGGAAGGAGGCGAGAAGAUCAUGAAGGUCCUGGGUCAGGUCACCGACAUCCUGGGUCGCGGGGACCAGGCGUACACUGUUGGGAAAGGUCUGACUGGGAAAGGACUGGAGCUGCUUGGUGCUAAACUAGCCAACAUGAGUAUUGGGGAGAUCAUAGCCAUGUUUGAUGCCAAGAACAUCGACCCUGAACUUGCUCUUCGACUGACGAGACAACUGAGAGAUCUGGCUCUUGCCCUGUAUUCAGAUAUCAUCAAUGCCAUCAUCAACGGCGAUGGAACCAACGCAUUUAGUUCUUUUGACAUUACCCUUCAAGGAGAUUUCAGUAUACCCAGAAAAAGCAUCUCUUUCUUCGAAUACGAAUAUUUCUUCCUGAUUGGAGGAUUCGUACCCAUGACCUUUAAGUUUGGAGCCGGAGCUUCUUAUGGAAUGGAAAUAGUUGUCGGGGCUAAGAUCCUUGGCAUGACGGUGUUCGGUGAAGUGGUACCCUAUGGAAGUGCCCAUGUUUACGGAGAACUUGGCAUCGGAUUUAUACUGUAUGGCAAGCUGAGAUUUGAUGGUUACCUCAUGAACCUUGCGUUCCCGUCCAGGGCUGAAAUAGGGUUCUAUAAGUUCCCACUUGAUUUAAGUCUGAAGAUGGACAUAGAGCUGGUUCCUCUGGAGAUGACCCUGCGGGGACUAGUUACCCUGGAGGUCAAUCUCUGGCUCGUCACGAUCAAGAAGAUAUUGUACCAGGCAGUUAUCUGGCAAUAUGCUACUCCAGUGAUAAGGAAAAGACUGAUAGACACAGGCAAGAAGGAGGAGGACAAGUCUCCACCACAGUUCCUCAACUACGUGGACAAUACGGGAGGUCCUGGCCGAAAGAAGAGAGCAGUGUCCACAUCGCGGAGCUGCUUAGUGAGACAACUCCCCAAUAGAGACUACACAGAACCGGCUGUAGAGAUAGCCAUAGCUGCCCAGGAUGACCGGAGUCAGGUCCAGAUCUUUGUGGAUGCUGGCACCAAACCUGGACUCAGUGAUGUGCUGAGAAAAUCCACCCUCGGUGGACCAUCAACAAUUAUCACUCAGCGAUUUUCCAAGAAUGGCUACGGUGUCCCCGUUUACUUCACGGUGUAUGGAGAGAACAGCGCAGGCGCGAGAUCCACCGUGACUUGCGCCAUCCCCACCUAUGACGUCACGCCCCCUGGUGGCAGAUUGACAGCGGACUUUAGUUCAACCAGUAACCCAGCUGAGCUGAGAGGGAACGUGGUGGUGUAUGAAGAUUCCGAUCUGGUUAAAUCCUCUGUGGGUGUCGGACUGGGAAGAGGAAUCUACGCAGAUGAAAUAAUAGCCUACAACUCGGUCAAUCUCAGAGGAAGGCACACAGCCGGCUAUGACCCUUCAUCUGAUCAGUAUGGCCAUGAAGCGUUAAAACAGUUUACGGGUCUGAAGAAAGGUCGGCUGAUUGGCCCAGUGUUUGCCGAGUUCUCCAGGAUGAACCACGCCGGGUCGUGUGUGAAGGAGUGUAUGAAGUCCCCGGAGACCAAAUGUUUGAGCGUCAACUAUGACUACGGGCCUAGUGGACAUUGUGAACUGUUAGAAGGCAUUGAAGGACACGACCAUAAAAUCUUCAUUUCUGAUCAGUAUUCUCACUAUGAGAGGCUUGGAGUUGGUCUUGCCCACGAGUUCAUCUACAAGGAUUUGUCUCUACGUCACGGGGUCAUGUACUACUUCAACCUCCACCUUAUCAACAACCUACAGUUUGAUUCCAUCCUCCAUAGCAAGGGGGUCGUGGUUGAUUUAACACCUCCUGAACCAGGUCCACUGGCUAAUGUGAGUCUCGAUGUCCUGGAGGUGACCUCGUGUGAGAGUGUGGUUCCAGAUGACAGACCAGACUGGGAAGUCAGGUGUCGAGGUGUCAACAGUCAGUUAAAAAACCACAGGAUAAUUCAUGAUGGCACUGGAUCAAAAACCGUUUUCAAUGGGGACGAACCCCUUACUGAUCUCCUAUACACCAGAGCAAACAGAUACGUAUCAGCUAACUGGGACGGCAUCAUGGACAAAGAAACGGGCAUACUGGGCUACUCCUUGACCGCAGGGACACAGAUCUGUGAGGAGCUGAUUCACCCCCAUCAUGACCCUCACAGGCACCUGUUUGACGAAUCAGAGUGGACCCACACUGGACUCAUCUCCCCUAUACCGGCUCCAUACGACCCUCUCGCUGAUGGGAAAUACUACAUCACACUGAGGGCCUUGAACAAGGUUGACUAUGGAGGUCCACUUGUAACAACAAUCUGCCACACCACGCCGCUAGGGGUGGACAACUCACCACCACUCCUGUAUGAAAUCUAUAACGUCUCCUACAACGAAGAUACCUUCUUCAUUAAUGCGCAGUACAACGCCAGUGACCCACAUUCAGACAUCAGAGAAGCAGACUUGUGUCUUGGACGGACCACACGUGACUGUCAUCACAUGGACUGGCAGAGGUCCUCCCACAAUGAUGGCGACAUCACCCGUCAGUUCCAGAUCCCGGGUGGAACUCCUGUCUGGAUUAAAGUCCGGGUAAUCAACAAUGUUGAUUUAAUGAAAGUGGGAGUGUCCGACCAUCCGAUCAUAGUGGACACAUCUCCUCCUGAACCAGGCAUUGUGUAUGACGGACCCUUCUUCAGACAUGACCUCAACUUUACCAAGGAUGCUGAUAAGAUCUGCGCAAACUGGUUUGGGUUCUAUGAUCCUGAGUCGGGUAUUUCCAACUACGAGGUGUCGGUUCUUGAUGACACAAACACAACAAUCUCCGAGCCGGUCAGUCUUGACCAUAAGACACACGAUACCUGUGUUCAGCUUAGCUCUAACCAGAGGCUCGAACACGGCAAGGCCUACAGAUUCUACACCACAGCAUUCAAUGCUGGCCACAAACAGCUGAACGUCUCGGCAAUGUCAGAUGGAGUGAUCGUGGAUCUGACUGCCCCUGUGCCGGGUGACGUUGUUGACGGUAUACGGCACAGCUUUGUCGACGUUGAGUUCAGUACCCACGUUGCCACAGUUGGAACCCAGUGGAGGAACCAUAGUGACCCCGAGUCCGACAUAAGAGAGUUUGCUGUACAGAUACUAAGAGCAAAAGGGCUGUCGUCAGAAUUUGAGAUAUUAAGAAACUGGAACACUCUGGGCAAAGACGUCAGACAGAUCGAGUGGCACAACUUCCACCUGAACCAUCAGGACAUUGUCAAGACGAAACUGAAGACCAUCAACAACGCCCUGGGUACUGUAGAACAGACAACAGAUGGGUUUGUGGUGGAUCUCACUCCGCCCAGGAUGGUGUACCUAGGUGAUGGACGUGAACAGAACAAAGACACGGACUUCCAGACAUCCAGCACUACUGUUGAAGCCAACUUUCAGUUUCAAGACCCCGAGUCUGGGUUGGAUCAUUACAAAUACCAGGUGUAUGAGCUUUACCAUGGGUCAAAACAUCAGAUAUACCCAGAUUCAGAAGGUUGGGAGACCUCCAGCGACCCUAGCAUCACCAGCCUCAGUCAGUCGGGCUUGAGUCUCCGGCCGGGCGCCCAGUACAGUGUGAGAGUCGGGGCCGUCAACAGAGCCGGGGCCGUAGCCACAUACGACACAAACGGCGUCCUUGUUGAUAAUACUCCACCUCGGAUGAAAUGGGUCUACGUUGGCAUUUUCUCUGGCAGUGAAGAAGAGUUGAUUGACGGUCACGUUAUCCAGUCUGAUCCAAGCGGUAUCAAGGCCACCUGGUUUGCUGUGGACCAUGAGAGUGGCAUCAAGUCGUACAUGGUCGCAGUUGGAACCACUAAAGGUGGAACUAAUAUCCUAAACUGGAAGGACUUUGGUUCUGACAGAGACAAAUACAUGGACGAGUUGACCUUGAGCGUGACCGACCCUGACACGAUGACCCCUGUUUACUAUGUGUCUGUAAAGGCGAGCAAUGGAGCUGAUCUGACCGGUGACGUCAUAACGUCAAACCCCAUCCGGGUCGUUGACCAGGACAAAGCGGGUAUUGUCAUCGACGGCGCCGACUCCACCGAGAGAAUUGACUUCAUGGACAUCGGUAACGACACGGACUACCAGAAAGACACGGGAGUUGUGACCGUACAGUUUGCCGGGUUUGAGAGCCACGAGCACGGUGUGACGUACUAUGACUGGGCGGUAGGGACGGCACCUGGUGGCGAGGAGGUGCAACCGUUCAUCAUGGCGGGUCUUAUGCACGAAGAAGCAGAGACCAAGGUUCCUGGAAAUGGUAUCGCCAGCAUGGGUUUUGGUCAGACUGUCCUCCCGCUGUCACCCGGCACGACAUACUACACCACAGUUCGCGGCAUCACCAACGGUGGCAACAUCCUGGAAUCCACGUCAGAUGGAUUUACUGUUGAUAUCACUCCUCCUGACAUCCACAUGGAAAGCUAUGGCUCUGAGAGCAACCAGAGCAGACUGACCUCCACCACGACACUGUACCAGGCUGAGGUGGACUCCAUCUCCUCUUCCUGGAAGGUUGCAGACAGUGAGAGUCCAGUCAAGAAGAUGUACUACUCUGUGGGGACCUACCCUCACGGGGAGGAUGUCAAGCCCAGGACUGAGGUGGACAUCCUGCUGACCGGCGAGGGGGCGCUACCCACUGGCAUCGAACCUACAACUGAUGGAAAACCCAAUAUUCUGACUCUGACAGCUGAAAAUGAACUUGGAUUGUCCUCAAGCAUGAUCUCCCCCUAUCUUGUGGUUGACAUCUCAUCUCCAACAAAGGGAACACUGACAUGUCCAAGCUUUAUUCAGCCGAGGUCUGCAGUGGAGUGCACAUGGACAGGGUUCUACGACGCAGAGAGUCAGGUUGUAGAGUUUGAGUUUGCUGUUGGCUCUCAUGAGGGGCUGGAGGAUGUCAUCACUCCUGUCAAGCUGCCGGGACAUGCUGCAAAAUAUGUGGUUUCAGGCUUAGCUGAUAAGGUGACCCACGGUCAGAGAUACUAUGCCAAGGUCAAGGCCAUCAACCAAGUAGGAAUGACGUCAUCAAUCAUCUCCAAUGCCAUCAACGUGGACACCACACAACCAGCGCCGGGCACUGUGGUGGAGUUGAAGUCUGCCUACAUCAUCAACGUCACCGACGAGAUCAUCACCGAGAAACUGAACACCUACAAGUGUGACACAGAGGAAGACUGCCUGGCUAUAGACGCUGUGUGUCAGGAGUCUCUGUCUGCUGUCAACGUGGCCUGGCAGACCUUCAACGAUGAAGAAACAGAGAUUGUCAAGUACGAGAUAGCUGUUGGCACUUCACCUGGGGGGGGACAACUGAGGGGGUUCUUUGAGACUGAUGACGUCACAAAGAGAUACUUGUCGGUCACAGGCUUGAUCCUGAAGGGGGUGAGACAGAUAUUUGUGACGGUGAAAGCUACCAAUGGAGCUGGUCUCAGCACAAUAUCGACGUCUAACGGUAUCUACAUGUCCUACCUCAGUCAAGGCUUGGAACCACUCACUCAUGUUGGAAUCUGGGAUGGUGAAAGCCAUGAUGGUGAUCUUGAUUUCCAGACAAGUCUGUCCCGAAUGGGGGCCAAGUGGGACGUGUCAGGUGACCCGUGUCCGGUGGUCAAGUACGAGUGGGCAAUACAAAGGGCUGACGGGCUGAGGGUGCAGGAAUACUUCGAUACAGAAGGAAGAACUCAUGGCGUCAACGACCAACUGGCCAUGCAAAACAUGGAACGCUACUAUCAGUACCUACGUGUGACCAACGCCAUGGACUACACCUACACCAUCAGAUCGAACGGCAUCACCAUCGAGGAUGACCCCCUGGUGCCUGGACAGGUCAGUGAUGGCGAUGUCAUUGGAUUUGACCUUGAGUUCCUCCGAACUAGAAGUAAAGUCAGCGCCAACUGGGACAAGUUUGGUAGCGAUGGCAACGCUGACGAGGUAUCAGCUGGAAUAAAAGCAGAUAAUGUUCCUGAAGAGGAGAAAGAGAAAUCUUCCAACCAAGAAGUCGCUUUCUAUGAAGUUGCCCUUGGAACCGACCGCCGUUUCCCCAAAACACGUGACAACGUCGUGCCUUUUGUCAACGUUGGCCUUAACAAAACUGUGACCUUCUACGACCUUGACCUCACCCCAGUCACGGCAAUAUAUUACUUCACAGUCAGAGCACACAGCCUUUCCGGGUCCAAGACGGACGUCACGUCCAAUGGCUUCUCUGUUGGCUUUGAUGGAGGCGUUUCUGUGGGUAUCAUCGACAUGAAAGAAUUUGUCAACACUGACACUUAUGUAGAUGUACCUUGGGACGGGUUCGAAUCCAAGAUCGGCAUGAUGAUGUACUACGUCGGUCUCUCAAGCAGCACAGACGCGAACAACUACACAUGUGGACAGUUUACUGAAAGAGGCUCCAUCAGUGACGACGAGCGACGAGGCAUCUUCAACGUUGUGGACCUCCAAAAUGUGGGGAAGGACACUUUUAUGAAGUUUGAAAAUCUGUCUCUGGAUCACAAUGGAAUCUACUAUGCUUGGGUCAUUGGUGCUGACAAGGCCGGAGAGUGCAACGUGACAAGUCACAUGUUCCACGUGGACGUAACACCUCCAGUCAAAGGCAAGAUCAGAACAGGGCCCUAUUAUGACAUGAAACUGAGUUACUCGGCCAGCAGUGAGAGUCUUCAGACCUACUGGACAGGCUUCAGUGAUGAGGACUCGGGCAUCCGAUGCUACCACGCAGCCCUGCUGAAGAGAGCCUCCUGUGACGAAGACUCGGAGGAAGAAACUGUCGUAGAAUCCAUAGAGAUUGAUGUCAACUACACGUCCUAUAAAUUCAUGGACAUUAGUAUGCAGGGCAAUGCUCCUUACUUUGUGCGUCUUGUGGUGGAGAACUUUGCUGGACUCAAGUCGACAUUAGACUCUCCACCAGUCGUGUAUGACAACUCCAUCCCUCCCGGGCAUCGUCAUCGACGGGCACGAUUUCACUCACGACAUCAGCUGGAGCGGCUCUGCCACCACCGCACCUUCCUGCACCACCCUGUGCCCGACGUGUCUCCAUGUCCUGUCAGACAAAUCAGAUUUGAUGACUCGGAGUGGAUGUACCUGGAGUCUGACCGUAACCAUGACAGCAACAACCGCAGCUUGACCUUGACCUACAGAUCAGCCAACGUGCACCCGGAGUCCGGCAAAGUGGACAUCAAACUGGCCAGAGAUACCAAGACUGACUCCAUGUAUUCUGGAACCUACUUCAGAGAUGCUGACCUUCUUAAUGGCGGGGAUCCUGCACCUGCAACUGUGAAUCCUACCUACAAGCAGAGAGAGGUACUACAAGAACAUCAGCAAAGAGGUCUGUGGAUCAGGAUGAUCCUGGCUACGAGAGUGAAGAAGCUGACGGAGGAUGAAAAGAAGAAGCUGCAGGAGACAGGCUCCAUCACCGGUGCAGCACCCAAGUUGGUGUCAUGGUGUAGUUACGGGGAUAACCUCAACGAGCCUGUAGAAGCAGUGAAAGACCUCCUACUAGACCCUUCCAGAGAUUACCAUCAGUACAUGGUCAAGUUCACGACACAGAGGGACGAAGCGAGGGGGAUCAGAGGUGAUUUUCAAAGAAACUUGAAACACGUUCAUGUUAUGAUAAGUAUGGGGAAAGGUUUUCAGGUUACCUGGUGCAUGUCAGUCUUCAUGGACGACGAUCUGAUGACGGAGCAGUGUGGAAUACCGCGUCUCUCUCCCAAAACCAGACUCUUCCUGGGAGUCUGGAAUCACAAGAACUAUAUUCCUGACACUGAACGAGAUUCGGAAGGGCAUCUAAAGGUUUGGAGUGCUACGGCUUCAUUCCGUGACCUAGUGAUGCCAGCCGAAAGGAGGAAGCUGUGUCGCUAUAGCCAACCCUUUCCAAGGAGAAACAACAGUUGUGGAGGGAGAGUAGUCCCUGUAUUGUACUACCUCACAGUGAAAGCUGUCCUCGGGUCUGGAACAGAGGCGGUAUCGUCAUCUGACGGCUUCAACAUCGACACGUCACCACCACUGUUUGACACCGACGUCAUGCUGUACAUUGACGUCACUCAGGGCAACUUCACCCCUGUGACAUACCAGGGAUCCAACGACACCAUCAAGGCUAUAUGGAAGUGCAACGACAACGAGAGCGAAAUUGUG